AUGACUGUCCUGGAUUCUUCCUACGAUGCCAAAACUCUGAGGAAACUCUGCAGAGCCAUCAUCCAGAAUACUUCUGCUCAUGGGAUUCCCAAUAUCUUCCGCUCAAGGCACUGGCUUCGUCGCCUCGUUUGGCUUUCUUUCGUCAGCCUUGCUCUGUUUUGUGCACUAUGGCAGUGCACUGAAAUGGUCAUGACAUACUACACAUAUCCCUCUCAUGAGAAGAUUAUGCUCAUCUCCAGUGCCAAGCUCAAGUUUCCAGCCGUCACCAUCUGCAACCUGAACAGUGUCAAACUAUCUGCUAUUAAACGUAGCUUUGCCAUGGCUACCUCACUGCAGGACUCUGGUCUAGAAUUAACCCAUAGGAGAAACAGAUCCCAUUCUAUGAACAUGUCCUCAGAUUACCCAGAUGAAAAUGUCCAGUAUGCUGGAGCCUUCAACAGGUUUGCAUCUGAGUUCAACCAGUUGCCUGAUGAGCAAAAGAUCAGGAUGGGUCAUCAGCUGGAGGAAAUGCUUAUCUUCUGCAACUUCCAUGGUCAGGAGUGCAACUCCAGUUUCUUUUCUGCGUUCAUCAAUUAUAAAUUUGGCAACUGUUAUACCUUUAACUCUCAGAAAGGCUCAGAUUUCAAAGGGAACCCUGUCAGUACUGAUCCGCUUAAUACCACCAAGGCUGGGUUUAUGUACGGUUUGCACCUGGAACUUUUCAUUCAACAGAUUGAGUAUGUCCGAGAUAUGACACACUCAGCCGGAAUCAGAUUACUCAUUCAUGAUCAACUACAGAUGCCAUUUCCAGAGGACGAGGGUGUGAACGUGCCGCCAGGAGCUGAGACUGACAUUGGCAUGAUGAAGGUCCACAUAGAUAGAUUAAAAACACCAUAUGGGAGCCAGUGUACUGAUGGAGAAAAUAUUAAGAAUUUUUACAAGGAUAACUAUGGGUCUGGGUAUACAAGAGAGGCAUGUAAAAGGACUUGUGCCCAGCAGAACAUUAUGGAAAACUGUGGCUGCAGCCACUGGGAAUUCGCUUAUCCCAAGGAUGUAGGAUUCCCGAAGUGUAAUCUCAGCAACAUUGUUGUCCGAGACUGUGUGAAGCUGUACGAAUUUAAGUUUGCACACGAUGAUUUGAUCUGUCACUGCCCCCUCCAGUGCAAAGAAGACAUGUAUGAACUGACGGUGUCCGGAUCCCAGUGGCCUUCAACUGCUUUCAUUGAGAACUUUGCUAAAGAGCUGAAGGAAAUUGGAGGACAGAUGAAAGAUAUUGCAGAAAAUCCUUCACUCAUAAGAGACAACUUUGUGAAGGUGGUGGUAUAUUUUAAACAACUCAAUUUUGAAUUAAUUGAAGAGGAGCCCUCCAUGACGGAAAUUACUUUAAUCUCUAAUAUGGGCGGUUUAGUGGGCCUCUGGGUGGGCUUCUCGGUCUGCACACUGGCUGAAUUCUUUGAGCUGUUCCUGGAUAUCCUGCUCUUGUUCAUCCGACGAUGUCUGAGGACGACAAACCAUGAAGGUUACAAAAACCCAUAUGUUCAGAAACAGAGCCCCAUAUACCUUCAGAAAACCACCAAAAUCUGAACGACAUUUUCUGUGACAUAUAGCUUGUUAGUACAGCAAGGCAUGAAAAGGUAGAAAAAGAUACAUCCCAGAAUUAAGUGGGUCUGUUAACUCCUUCUUUGUUGAACCUUGUCUUGAGGCUAUAUUGAUCAAUAGUGUAUCAAAAGAAUGGAGCCAUCCAAAAUGCUAUAGAAAGCUUGAAGAUAGGAAUACACAUGCAAAGUGGGUCAGGACUGGGCUCUGUAACAUUGAAAGGAACAUUCUACGGAUUUUGGGCUAGAUUACAAGUGGUGCUCUAAUGUUUGCACACAAGCAAUGUCAGAAUACCGCAGGCUUGUUAACUUGCGCACUUAUUACAAGUUGGAAGAAAAUGCAUUAGCUUAAACGCAACUGAAUUUAACGUGCAUUGGGUUAGCGUAACUGAAGACAUUGCG
Molecule: messenger RNA, 1976 nt
Organism: Bombina bombina (fire-bellied toad)
Lineage: Eukaryota; Metazoa; Chordata; Amphibia; Anura; Bombinatoridae
Product: amiloride-sensitive sodium channel subunit gamma-like
Exons: 11
Coding region: 1-1563 (520 amino acids)
Biological process (GO): sodium ion transmembrane transport
Cellular component (GO): membrane
Molecular function (GO): ligand-gated sodium channel activity
Source: RefSeq, a predicted model, not a curated record